CGUCGAAUUGACGGCGACGUGAUCCCCGCAUUUCAUGUCGAGUGCGGUGUUAUUGCUGGGGGCAGUUGUCACGUUUCGAUAGAUCACAUUCACGAGAAAGUACCUCAACAAAUGGUCACGAUACAUACGAAUACCUAGACUUGUGACGGUCUGCCCAAGGUCGAAACGCCGCCGACGAUUCGAACACAUUGAUUUUCGACUUCGUAUACGCGCGUGGGCACAAUGAGUAGUGACGACGAGCUGGACAUCGCAUCUUUCCAGCGAAAUGGCACACGCAAAAGAUCUCCCCCGGCGCGAAAGAGUGCCUCAGUAUCCCCCGGCAUGUUCUUUUCGGAUGAAAGCUCAGUAACGGAGGAAGAUACAAAAAACGAGAAAAAAAAGGAUUCAAUAGAUAGGCCUAGAAAGCUUGUGGCGGUGAAGGUCACACCGGUCCGAAACCGCGAAGAGUAUACCUACUAUGAGCCAGAGGAAGAGGUCCACAGUAUUCUUAGAGAGUACAAGCGCAAAGGAGUGCUGAUGUACGAGGUGAAGCUCUUGGAUGGAAAACACCACAAGGUUACCUUUGACGAGCUUAUAUCCACCCAAGGAGGGCUUCUGGCCCUUGAAGCAUUAGCUGAACGUAAAUCGAGCGGCGACUCCUCCAACAACGACGAUAUGCGGCUCCGACAGAAGACGCAGUCAAGAGUGGGGUCAUUUGUCGACAUAACGACACUUGACCUAUCGGAAUCUGACUCUAGUUCAUAUGGAGUUCGACAGUCCAAUCGACGAGCUUCCAAGACCAGAGCGGCCAGGUCCAGCACGAAGCAAAAACAGCUAACCGAUUUCUUCGACGAUAGCUCUUCCGAGGAGAGCUCCAAAAAGCGCCGGCGAAAGCGAAAACAACCACAAGCGCCCACGCGUCGUUCAGAUCGAGGCCCUCCACGACGAAAGUAUGAGGAAGUCGAGGAAACAGGUUCAGAUGAAUCCUCAAACACACUUUCGGAUUCUGAGAGUGUGGACAUUCUUCGGUCAGACAUCUAUGGAGGAGCUCGAAAGCGAAAGCGUGGCUCUGGAGCACGCUCCACACACAAGGAGCUUCGCACGGGGACUCGUCAGUCCGAACGAUCUACACGCGCCCAGAACAACAUGCGCGAAGCUGGAAUGGGUGACAUCUAUCGGUCUGACUCUGAACCAAAACAAGCCGCCCCAAAGACCAUUAGUGUUCGGGAAGUGUUCGAGACUCUUCCACGCAGCAACCUAUUCCGGUCAAGGCACGUUGAAGGAUGCGAAGUCUGCUCUGAGGGGCCUGGUGUGGCACCAUUGAUUUACUGCCAGGGCUGUAGUCUGUCCUACCAUAAGAAUUGCAUCGGCAACCGAGCGACACGAGACCAUCUGGUGACGAAGAUUGAUGAUGAUAAUUAUGUCCUCCAAUGCAAGCGCUGCAUCAAUUUCUACCAGAAGAAGGAUCCCAUCGCCCCAGAUCUUUCCAUGUGUCAAGAUUGCAAGCGAAAGGGAGUCGCUUGCAGACCUUUCCGAGCGCGCAAGACAACACAACAAGAGCUCAAAGAACGAGAAGAGAAUGGUGGUUACGAUCCAAUCAUUGACGUUAACCCGGAACUGCUCAAUAAUGCUGCAAACGUUCUCUUUCGGUGCACGAAGUGCUCACGAGCCUACCACUAUCACCACCUCCCGCCUAUCUCAGCCUACUCAAUGGAUGUGGCUUGCGAUGACGAAGAAAAAGCGGAUGAAAGGUUUCAGGAAUACUCAAGAAAAUGGCUCUGCAAGGAGUGUGAUGACACUGCUGGCCAAAAGGUAUCUGCCAUCAUUGCGUGGCGCCCUACGGAUGUGGAAGCCUAUCGACCUGGAGUAUCCUGUGGUAUGCUGAGCGAGAAUGACAAGUCCUAUCUCAUCAAAUGGGAUGGUCAAUCAUAUUUCCGAGCCUCGUGGCAUUCUGGCGCCUGGACUUGGGGUAGCACCGCAAGUGCCAUGCGCAAGGCCUUCUACAAACGUGAGCAAGGGCCAAAGAUGAGAACAGAAGAUGCUAUUCCCGAAGAGUACCUACGCAUUGAUAUCGUCCUGGAUGUCAAGUAUACCAGCUAUGUUGAGGUUCGAAAUCAGGAGAUUGAUAAGGCUCGCAUCAAGGAGGUCGAUAAAGCUCUAAUCAAAUAUAAGGGCUUGGGAUACGAAGAUACCGUCUGGGAGAAAGUGCCAACCCCGGAGGAUGGCGACAGAUGGGUCGACUUCGUUACUGCAUACAAUGAUUGGGUUGCUGGUCGCUAUAUCAAAUACCCGAAGCAAGGUCCGCUCAAAGCACGCAUCGACAAAGCCCGUGAAACACCAUUUUCCAAGCUUGAAAAGGAGAAGCAGCCUGAAAAUGUAGUCGGAGGCGAAUUGAUGAAAUAUCAGAUUGAUGGUCUGAAUUGGAUCUACUAUCAGUGGUAUUCCCAGAAGAAUGGCAUCCUUGCAGAUGAGAUGGGCUUGGGCAAAACGAUCCAAGUGAUUUCGUUCAUGGCUGCUCUAAUUCAUGAACACAAUUGCUUCCCAUUCUUGAUCGUGGUGCCGAAUUCGACUGUGCCGAAUUGGCGCCGUGAGAUAAAGCAGUGGGUCCCUUCAUUGCGCGUCGUAGCUUAUUUUGGAUCAUCCACAGCACGGGAGAUGGCAUACAAAUACGAGCUUUAUCCGCAUGGCACGAAGGAGUUGCGUGCUCACGUCGUAGUAACCUCAUAUGAGGCUGCUUCUGAUGACAGCUCAAGAAAAAUUCUGCGAGGAAUCAAUUGGGCAGGCCUUAUCGUGGAUGAAGGACAGCGACUGAAAAAUGAUAAAAGUCAGCUCUACGGAGCGUUGACUAGCGCAAAAGCACCAUUUCGACUUCUAUUAACAGGCACACCGCUGCAAAACAACGCCCGAGAACUCUUCAAUUUGCUUCAAUUCCUUGACGAGACCAUCAAUGCCGCAGAGCUUGAGGAGAAGUACUCAGAAAUGACGUCGGAGAAUAUCCGUGAACUCCACGAUCAGAUACGGCCGUUCAUCCUGAGACGUACCAAGGUCCAGGUUCUUACGUUCCUGCCUCCUCUAGGACAGGUCAUUGUACCGCUCUCGAUGAGUCACUUACAGAAAGAAUUAUACAAGUCCAUCCUGGCCAAGAACCCAGAGCUUUUGAAAACUCUCUUUACUACUGCAAAGAGUGUCAAAGCUCAGGAACGCGCCAAUCUGAACAACCUCCUUAUGCAAUUGCGCAAAUGUCUUUGCCAUCCCUUCGUCUAUAGCCGGGAGAUUGAGGAGCGAACCGACAUUGCAGCCGUUUCACACCGCAAUCUCGUGGAAGCCUCCGCCAAACUACAAUUUCUGGAGUUGCUCCUCCCGAAAUUGAAGGAGCGUGGCCAUCGUGUCCUUAUUUUCAGUCAGUUCCUGGAUAUGCUAGACAUAAUGGAAGACUUCCUCGACGGUAUGCAGAUGGCAUAUCAGCGUUUGGACGGUUCGUUGGGCUCUUUGGAAAAGCAGAAGCGUAUAGAUCAGUUCAAUGCGCCCGACUCUCCGCUCUUCGCCUUCUUGCUGUCUACGCGCGCGGGCGGAGUAGGUAUCAACCUAGCUACAGCAGACACCGUCCUUAUCCUCGACCCUGAUUUCAACCCCCAUCAAGAUAUUCAAGCCAUUGCCAGGGCACACAGGAUUGGACAGAAAAAUAAGGUUCUAUGCUUCCAACUAAUGUCCCGAGCCAGUGCUGAAGAGAAGAUCGUACAAAUAGGCCGGAAAAAGAUGGCGCUUGACCAUGCCAUUGUGGAGCAGCUUGACGCCGAAGAUAUCGAGGUUCAAGAUGUGGAGUCCAUCCUGAAGCACGGAGCCGCAGAGUUGUUUGGAGACAGACACGAUCACGACAUCCGCUAUGAUGAAGCUUCAAUUGACAAACUGCUCGACCGGAGUCAGAUCGAGAACACGAAAACAAGUGCCGAUAAUUCUGCAGAGUCUCAGUUUAGCUUUGCCCGUGUAUGGGCUAACAACGAGGGCGCCUUGGAGGAUUCUAUUGAUAUCGCAGAAGAGGAAGUCGCACCUGAUCCGGGAGUAUGGGACAAGAUUCUCAAGGAACGUCAAGCAGCUGCAGCUGCGGAGGCACUCUUACGUGCGGAUGCUCUGGGGAAGGGAAAGCGAGCCCGCAUGACGGUGAACUACAAGUCCGAGAACGACGCCGUCCCUGACGCACUCGAUUCAUCCAAUGAGAACGACGAGCCAAAGAAGAAGAGCAGCAAGAGGAAGGCUAAGAAGCCUAGAGACUCCGGAAGUGAUACAGAUUAUCAGGAUUAUUCCGAGGAGGAAAGCGAAGAUGAGGCCUUGAACCAAGCAGGUCUUGAUACAGAAGAUACCGGUAUCGCCAAAGCGCAGCCCGGUAACAAGCCAAGUAUGACCUCAAUGACAGCUACUUUCUCAGCCGCUCCUCCGAAGGCUCCUCAUGGACCGACUUCCAUUGCCGCCAACCCUCAGCAGAUCAAACCCAAUACUCCCAUGCAACGGCAAGGCAUACCAUCCCAAAAGGCGAAGGCCCACAAUCCUGCUGUCAAGCCCUUCGUUCGUGCCCAGCUACCACUCCGCGCCCCACUCGACCCGACAUAUGAUGCUUAUCGUAAUCAAUUAUGCUUUGCUUGCCAGCAUCAGCACCCCCAAGGCGCGUGUCCUCUGAAGAUCGCGGGCGCCGAGCAUUGCGGCCUCUGUGGCCUCGCUCAUUUCGGGCAGGGCCGCACUUGCCCGCAUAUCAGAUCCGAGACGCAAGUUCGCGACAUGCUCGAAGCGCUCAAGAACUCGCCGGAGAACAAGAAUCUUGUUGACGCAGCUGUCAGAUACCUCCGUGGCGUCAAAGGCACGUUGGUCCAAGGGAAGAAAAAGGAAAGGGAGAAGGUAGCUGCCCGAGGCCAACAGGGGGCUCCUACCAACAUCAACAGCAAUAAUCCACUAAAGCCACCACCUGUAUUUCAAAGCAACGGACCGCCUGCCUUUCAGACCGGACAAUUCCACGCGAACCCAGGAAUCCAGUUUCACCCCGAUCCUCGACAGUUCCUUUAUGACCCUUCCAGACAGAACACUGGACCCCCUCCCGCUGCUCCUAGCCAUGUAGGGAGUUAUACUCAGGGACAGAGGAUCCAGCUGACCCAUCCUCAACCCAGCGACUCGUUUAACGAGACGGACGUUGAAAAUGCUUUGCUUGGUUUCCUGGGGACUUGAGUGGACUGCAUUCCCUCUUCCACACCCGCAAAGGUCGAUUGACGUCAGUCUUGAGACUAAAUCGAGAGCUUUUAGAAGUAUUACAAUAUCCCAGCUUGCGAAUUUCCUUUUUCAUGCAUUCUAUCAUACCCCAGUUCAUUAUUAACAGGCAUUCUUUGGC
This is a messenger RNA of Aaosphaeria arxii CBS 175.79, 5350 nucleotides long. RefSeq lists its product as uncharacterized. The transcript is spliced from 4 exons. Gene Ontology annotation, cellular component: chromatin; nucleus. Gene Ontology annotation, molecular function: ATP hydrolysis activity; ATP-dependent chromatin remodeler activity; histone binding. The record is from RefSeq and is a predicted model, not a curated record. Gene Ontology annotation, biological process: chromatin remodeling; negative regulation of transcription by RNA polymerase II. Bases 223 to 5190 code for a protein of 1655 amino acids. NCBI's taxonomy places the organism in Eukaryota, Fungi, Ascomycota, Dothideomycetes, Pleosporales.